CGUUUAACCUUGCUGCAACUUGCUGCAUUAGCUUAGAAGCGAGACCAAUCUCGUGCAUAUAAAACGAGACAUGGCAUUCGAUCAGUCUCUGCAAGAAGCUAGCUAGCUGCUGCUGCUGACUCACAUCACAAGAUGACAAGAGAAGAGCACGUAGUUGUUCCUGCCAUUUGAGCAGUUGUCAGUCGAGCUCGAGCUGGAGGAGCCUAUAGGGCGCGUAGCAGAGAAUUGAGCCAGCUUAGCGGCACCGAGGAGUGAGGUUUUGGCUUCUCUUCUUGGGCAGUAGUUCUCGUGUGCCCUGGCGGCUAUGUGGGGCGGCGUGCUGUCGCUGGUGCGGCAAGGCCUGAUCAGGCGCCGGCCGAGGCGGCGGACGACCGCGCGGGUGGUGGACGAGAGCGCGCUCGGCGAAGCCGCCGCGGAGGCCGGCGACGUGGCGGCGCGCGGAGCUACCGCGGCGGCACCAGGCGCGCAGCUGGCCAGGGCGGUCCUGGCGAUGGCGCGGGGCGCCGUCGUCCGCCUCGACGGCGGCCGCCGCGGCGCGGAGGAGGCGUGGGCGGCGGCGAGCGGGUGGCGCCCGGCGCGCGCGGCCGACGAGGUCGGCCACCUCAUGGUGCGCGAGAGCCUGCGCUACGUCAUCUACGCGUGACGCUGGCGUCGUAUGUGCAGGAGCAGUUCGUAUAUUAUUGCUCGUUCCGUGAUUAACCGUAUCUUGCACCAGCAGUUAUAUAGCACUGUCGUCGCCAUCAAGUUACUCUGCUCUGUGCAUGAUUACUGAUUCCGUAGUAGUUCUUUCGUGGUUGGAUGCGCGUGGCACGAUGUAAUUGCUAAACCGAUGAAACCGGUCUAUGGUUCGUCAGCUCGGAUUAAUCAAAGCAAGUCCCCCUUCUCCGGUUCUCCCGA
Molecule: messenger RNA, 897 nt
Organism: Sorghum bicolor (sorghum)
Lineage: Eukaryota; Viridiplantae; Streptophyta; Magnoliopsida; Poales; Poaceae
Exons: 1
Coding region: 305-643 (112 amino acids)
Source: RefSeq, a predicted model, not a curated record